AUGGAGCGACAUACCAAGCGAGACGAAGAGGCAGGAGGGCCGGGGUUGGGCGUAUUGAAGACGCGGAAACGGACUCGCAGAGCUGGCGAUGGAACGAUCAUUGUGCGUCCAUCACAAAGAGAAAUUCGGUCGGCGGGUCGCUCGACUGUUUCCACUGCUAGCUCUUCCGACCGGGUGCUUGUUGAGGAUGAGGAUCCUUUUCUUGACGAGGCGCCUCUUUCGCCUCCUGGUUCUGGGACUGAUCCUACCUCGCUUUCUAUCGAUGACACCGAUCCUUUCCUGGCGCCCAUGAUGCCAAGUGGGCCUUUCGAGCCGUAUGUCGAGCCAGUACCGGGUCAGUUCGACGCUGCUGAUGGAUCGUUCAAUAUUGGACUUGAUGGGAUGGGCGAUUCCUUUGGCAUGGAUACGGCAACCGACUUCAAUCUACCCUUCGCCGCGACGUGCAAUUACAACUGGCUAUUCGACGUCGCAUCCCUCGACGACGCUUUUCACCAUUUCGAUUUUCCCCUCGGCUUCGACACAGGCCCUUUUCCCGACGCAAUGAGCAGCGAGUACAGCCAGACCGUCAGCAAAUACGACGGUGCCUCGGCACUUCUAGAAGUUGCAACAAUGAUGAGCAAAGAGAACCCGUCCAACCAGACAAUGUCGCCCGAUACUCCGGGCCUGAUCGAGAUGGACUGGAUGUCAGGCUCCUCCUAUCUGGGACCAAAUCCCUCGCCUCGUUUGCCCCAACUCUCAGAAAUUGCUCACCAAGGCAUCUUAUCUCUCGUACAACAAGCGCGGCCCAUGGGGAUCGACGGCCACCCGAUGGCCCUCGAUUCACACCUUCUUACAUUACCGGCGCUACAAAGCUAUUGCGAUCUUUUCUUUACCCGGUUUAAUGUUACAUACCCACUCGUACACCAGUCAAUAUUCAAUCCAGACCUUGUUGAUCCAGUUUUCCUUGCUGCUGUCUUAUUCAUGGGCGCGACGUACAGCACGCGAGAGGCGCACCAGCUUGCCGUGGGCAUUCACGAUAAGCUGCGGAAUCAACUACUGUGUCAUCAGGACUUUUCACCACAGCCGGAUCUCUGGGUCCUACAGACGAUGUUGUUGAUAGAUUGUUUCGGGAAGAUGCGGGCUGGCCCGAAGCAGAGAGAGCGCGCCCAGUUAUUUCACUGUGUGCUCAUCAAGCUGAUACGUCGCAGUACUUGCUGCAAUAUCCAGGAUUCGCCACAUCUAUCUAGAUCGGAGGACCUGGAGCAGGCGUGGAGAAAUGCCAUGGAUGAAGAGCAGCGGAAGCGUCUGGCUAUGCAUUGCUUUAUGUGGGAUACUCAGCACGCGGUUCUGUUCUCGCAGUCUUUGUGCAUGUCUGCUUUUGAAAUUAGAUCUUUGCUGCCCUGCAGUGCAUCUAUCUGGGAAGCAGCAUCAGCGAGGGAGUGGGCACGGCUAGCAGCCCGCGAGACGAACCGUCCUUUCCUCACCGUCCUCAAGGGCUACAUAACCCCCAGCGCAGUCUCAAGGCCGCGUGACUUGAACGUCUUCGCGCGCACAGUUAUCCUCCACGGACUGAUGUCCGUGUCAGCAGACCUAAAACGCCGCGACCAAACGACCGUACGAUCCGAGACGCCAGAGCGAGUUGGGGCCUGGACACCGCGUAUGAGUCGAUCGUACGAUUUAUGGAAAGUAGACUUUGACGCAGACUGUCUAGCGAUGAAAUUAGCACAGACGGCCGAUCCGCGCAAAUUCACCGGACUGAAAAUGGCCGCCCAUGCACUCUACCAUGCUUCCUGUCUCGCGUUGAACGUGGAGGUUCUGGAUCUACAGAUUGUCGCCGGCGCCACGCAGAUUCUGGGUCGGAAUGUCACUCCUGCGGAUCAGUCGCGGUCUCAGCAAAAGAUUUUCCAGUGGCUUCAUGAGGAGUCGAGUGCGUCAUCUGUUGCUGCGAGACAUGCUUCGCGUUUACUUCAGGAUGCGGUGUUGAGUUUACAUGAUUGGGAUCAGACGGAUGCGUUUCAUUUUCCGUGGUGCUUGUACUUGGCUACUUUGACCUGCUGGGUCUUCCAUCGAGGGAUGGAUCUUUCGUCUUCGGAGAGCCGCAUCAAUACGGAUCUCUCGUCGCUUAUUGUGAUGAUGACCAACUGUCCCAGUACUACUGAGCUCACGGCGCUGUCUGGGAAGUACGAUCCGAAGCCGUUGGCCGCGGCGAUGGCGCAGCAGCUGGCUACAGUGAGAUGGGCUGUGGUACACGAUGCUAUGAAAGUCUUGGUUGGGCUAUCUUGA
Messenger RNA from Penicillium argentinense, 2262 nucleotides. RefSeq lists its product as uncharacterized. The transcript has 2 exons. Bases 1 to 2262 code for a protein of 753 amino acids. Gene Ontology annotation, biological process: DNA-templated transcription; regulation of transcription by RNA polymerase II. Lineage: Eukaryota; Fungi; Ascomycota; Eurotiomycetes; Eurotiales; Aspergillaceae. Gene Ontology annotation, cellular component: chromatin. Gene Ontology annotation, molecular function: zinc ion binding; DNA-binding transcription factor activity, RNA polymerase II-specific; RNA polymerase II cis-regulatory region sequence-specific DNA binding. The record is from RefSeq and is a predicted model, not a curated record.